UGAUGACUCUAAGAGAAUGAAUACAGCACCUCAACCUGUUGCAGAGUUUGGGAGCAACCAAGAAGUGGAAAUCUCAGAAUCUGAGAGUGAAUUUGAUUUGAACGAUCCCCAUCUUGCUAUAAAACAGAUAUUCAACUGCUUCGACACAGAUGGAGAUGGCUUUAUCGAUAGGACUGAUUUAGUGGAGGUUUGUAGACAUCUUGGUUACGAUGACGACUACGCUGACGACAUCUUAAACCAGAUCGGACAAGAUGGAUUUAUAUCCUACGAAGCUUUCGCUCAGUCAAACCUCGCUCUUAUGGCUAAUGAUAUAGGAGAUAAUAUCUCUGAUAGAGCAGAUAUCUGGGAUGCAGCAGAACCAGCUGAGCAGACCUGGACCCCUAACCCGGGCCCUGAGACCUGGACCCCUAACCCGGGCCCUGGGGCCUGGGACUUUGACAAACAGUCACAGGAGUUAUUUGAGAAAUCAAACCCUAAUGACCAAGAUAACAGGUAUACUGGACAUGAAGAACGAGUCAUACUCUUUAAAGAUGGAGCAGAUAAGUGCAGACAGUGUUCCAAACUGCAACAGGAGCUGGCGCGAACAGAGGCGGAAAUGGUAAACAUUCUGACGGAGGUGCAACAGGCUAGAAAGAGUAGUAAAAUACUGGACAGUCUCAAGAACCAGCUGACUAAGUCCGAGUCAGAUCUAGAGCGCUCUGAGAUCCAGCUGGAACAGACAGUGAGUGAACUGAGAUCAGCUAAAAUAAGUCACAAUGAGGCCGGACAGCUGAAGGAUGUGUACAGGAAGAAGUGUGAAGCUUAUCUUAGACAGAGGAAGGAUAUAGAGGAGCAGAUCAGUGAAGGUAGUUUGGAGGGAGUAAUGAAGGUAAUGAAGGAGCCCCUGACGCUUGACGACGCUUCACUGGGCCCAGAGAGUGAGACUAGAGAGGAACUAGCGUGGAAGUUACAAAGUUACGAGGAGCAAAUCAAGCAGCUUAGCGAGGAAAACAAGGAGUUAAGAAAACGAGGCGGUUCCCCGUCUAAAGGAGAAAGAAAAGAGACGAGAGAAGAGGAAGAGCUGAGUCUAGAACAGCAGCUGUCUGACAAAGCAGUAAUAAACACAGAAGUGUCCCGAGCAGCGGACGCAGGUGUUAUGGACACGGACACUGCCUCGUCCCUCUCAGAGGCACUGCAGGACUGCAACUCAGUGCGUGACGUCAUAAAGACCCUAUUCAGCCACGGGUCUGCUCAGGUAGACAAGAAGAUGAAGGAGAGAGAGUUACAGCUGGAGAGACAGAACACUAAGGUAGAACAUCUUAAGAGUCAGAUAGAUGUAAUGGCGCUAACUUUAGCAGAGAGUAAAGGGUAUGCAGAUAAGCUGAGUAUGCUUGUAGGCCAGUAUGACGCCGGUAAUAGCGCUCUUAGUCUGGCUGUAAAGUACACUGAAAUGGCACUGGAAGUAUCUGAAGUUCUCAACCUCCUCUCAGACUCAGAACAGAAUGUUUUGUUAGCGAACUGCAACAAAGCAGGCCCUGACACUAAACUAGCUAGUGGAACUGGUAAAGUGACGAUAGAGAGGAAGCGAGCCAUGAACAACAGACGUCAGGUGGAGAUGAGAGCAAAGUCUCUUCUCCAGAAACUAGAGAAAACACUAGAGGACCCGUCAGGAGUUUGGGAGACUAUGAGUAACAGUACCCACACCAGCAAACAAAGUAACGGGGCUAGCAGUGUAGGCUCUCACAGCUCUGCUGCAGAGAUUGAGAUAUCUCAGAGUGAGAUCCUCCGCUUCAAGGAGUAUAAGGAGCAGCUUAAAGGACACAAAAAUGCGCUGAAAGCCACAAUUAUAGACCUAGAUACCAGCAUUCUUCAUCCAGAUUCCGAUGUUCCUAAAACUAACUCCAAGACAGAUCUUAGACUGGAUCUGGAGCACGCUGUGAUGCUACAGGAACUGAACUGCGCUAAAGAAGAGAGGGCUGAAAUGAAGGCUAUGGCUUACCUCGCACAACAAGAGCUGAGAACAUUGGAGCUGCGUUUAGAGGCAGCUAAACUACAAGAACAGGGCUUUAAGACUCAGAUGAGCUACUACAAGACAGAGUGGAGAGAGGAACUAAGGAAGAGAAGGAGGUUAGCUAAAGAAGUGAAAGCUAGGAACACUGGCGAACCUAACCCAGAGGAGUUUACUUUGGAGAUGGAGUUGUCUGAGGCACUCAAGAGGGAGAAGAAACUGAAAGUGAAGAUGGCAGAGUUAACGGAGACGAUAGAGAGACUGUCUAGGAACGCAGAAAUGAGGCACACCCAACAAGGAACCUAUAUCAGCGACCUUAAGAGAACUAACGAGGCCCUGACCAGUGCCUACGAUAAGAGUAAGAAGAAACAUGCAUUAUCCCUCAAGAAACUGGAAGCUCAAAUCACUCAGCUUGUAGCGCAACACGAACGUGAAACUAAACACUCUGCAGAUCAGAGCAAACAUGAAGAAUUAGCUAACAAUAGGUUAUCCUACUUUGAAGAGAGAAGUUGUAGCAGUUUUGGAAGUCAGGGACACGGGGAGGAGACAGAACUGUGAGACAUGGUUACCAUGGCAACUAUACUGUUGUCAUGUGUAUAGUACCCAACACGUCAGACAGAGUUCGCAGUGAAAUUAAGUUAAAGAUUUUACCUUUUGCCAGAAACUAUUCUCAUUUGUUUGAGAGCGACUUCUUUAUACCGAGUCGCUAGAUUCAUAUGUCAACACAAUCUGUUGGAAGCAGAAAAAAACUUGUAAAUUAUGAUUCAGCCAUAACUUAAACAUUGAAUUUUUAUUUUGACUGACAAUUUCUGUAUACUUUUUAAAGAUUAAAUAUAUUUAUACGGUAUUGCAAUAUGCUAUUAGCGUGAAUUUAAGAAUAUUUAUGGAAAUGGUACAAAUACCUCAACAUUUGGAAUAUGAAUAUUCUCCAACAUCUGUUUGCAAAUUAGAUUUGACAUCUGAUUAAACGCAUUUACUAAUUAAAUUCUUGAUUGAAAAAUAAUUAAGUUGUAGUAUAGAACAGAUACAUUUAAUUUCUAUUUAUAAAGUUUUUUUUUGGUUGAAAGGUAGAUUAAGAAUAAGAUAUCAUCAUUAUAUUAAUGUACCAUGUACAAGUUUGAAUGUUCAAUUUACUUUCAUUAA
Bolinopsis microptera is the source of this 3130-nucleotide messenger RNA. Its product is annotated as colorectal mutant cancer protein-like. The transcript has 11 exons. Lineage: Eukaryota; Metazoa; Ctenophora; Tentaculata; Lobata; Bolinopsidae. Bases 17 to 2545 code for a protein of 842 amino acids. Gene Ontology annotation, molecular function: calcium ion binding. The record is from RefSeq and is a predicted model, not a curated record.